UAUAUGACAAUUCGCAUGCAUGAAAAGGGUGAUUGUUAUUUUUGAACUAUUGCUAUCAUACAUACGUAUAUAGUCUUUGGUUAGUUUUCUCUCUUAUGCUUUUAGCUUGCAAGCAAGUGCUACCUAGCUUGAGUACCUAAAGAAAAGCAAAUAGAUUUUUUGGGUGAAUGACGAAUAUCUCCUUAGGUUUCGCAAAUAUUUCUUUAUAUUUCAAUAUUAUGCUAUUGUAAUUUUAUUUUAUUUUAUUUUAAUACCGUUUCACUAAUAGUUCGUUUUAAAUUUAAAUAUUAAAUGAUAUUAAGAAUUUCUAACUUGACCGAAUAAUUUUUUUAUAAUUUCUCUCUUUUUUAUUUUUAUUUCUUUUUCCUUUAGACAUAUAUGUUACCACUCUCAACCAAACUCGAUUACUAAAAUAUCUAUUAGCUAACCUACCAGUUAGACCGAACUUCAAAAUUCUCAUUCUACUAUCUAUAUCUAUCAUUAAUGCCCUUAGAAGAAGAGAAAGUGCUUUGCUCCCAUGGUGAUGCGUCUGGGAUCAUUUGCAAAUUGGCAAAUAAAAGAUCAAAGAGUCGUACAAUGCAAAAUGAAAAGAAUGGCUUCUUAAAGGAGCCUCUGCUGGGCAUGGCCGAUAAAGAUAAAGAAUUGGAUGGUGAACAUGCUCGAAUUGCAGAUUACUUCGACGUAAUAGCAGGAACUAGCACAGGAGGUCUAAUUGCUACCAUGUUGACAGCUCCUGACGAAAACCAGCGCCCCUUAUUCAUGGCAAAAGACAUAGUUCCCUUCUAUUUAAAGCAUUCUCCUAAAAUAUUUCCUCAGUCAUAUGACAUGAUUAUGGGAAUGAAUGCUUUGGUUGGACCAAAGUACGAUGGUAAGUACCUUAGGAAGCUACUUCGAAAAAUAUUUGGAGCUCGAAGGUUAAACGAGACUGUCACUCGUGUAGUUAUACCUACAUUUGAUAUCCAAUUACUUCAACCUGCCGUCUUCUCAACCUUCGAGGCAGAGACUGAUGCAUCAAAGAAUGCUUUGUUAUCUGAUGUUUGCAUCAGUACUUCGUCAGCUCCAACUUAUUUUCCAGCUUAUCACUUCAGGACUAAAGAUUCUGAAGGAAAUGAUAGGGAAUUCCACCUUGUGGAUGGGGGUAUAGCAGCAAAUAACCCUGCGUUGCUGGCUAUGAAACCUACCGGAAUAGUCUUCCCAGGCGAUCCAGCUUCAUUGCCAGCACAAACCCUACACUAUGGAAAGUAUGUGGUGCUUUCCUUAGGCACUGGUACUUCAAAAGUGGAGAAAAAAUACAGUGCAAAAAUGGCAGCAAAAUGGGGAAUCCUUGGGUGGCUGUAUCGAGAUGGUCAUUCUCCAUUAGUGGAUGCCUUUACUUAUGCAAGUGGCGAUAUGGUUGACCUUCACAUGUCCUUAAUUUUCCGAUCCAUUAGAUGUGAACACAACUACCUUCGUAUCCAGAACGACACAUUGAGGGGAGACACAUCUUCAACAGACAAAGCAACCAAGAAGAAUUUGGAGGAUCUUGUAAAAAUUGGUGAAGAUAUUUUGCAAAAGCCAGUUUCAAGAGUUAACAAAGAUAGUGGGAUUUUUGAACCAGUUGAAAACGAAGGAACUAAUGAAGAAGCUCUCACCAGAUUUGCAAAAGUGCUAUCAGAAGAGAGGAAACUCCGGAGGCAGAAAUUUAAGCUUUGUCAGCCGAGCUCUGUUAAUUAUUAACCACGCAAUAAGAAGAAAGCAAAUUCUCAAAACUGACUCAACAUUAAAUUUCUUUGCUAAAACCAGAUAUCAGGAGUAUUAAAAGUGAAUAUUGUACCAAAGUUUAAUUUAUAACUGGGUGGUGCGUCCACGUACUUCUCUAUUGAAUGAGAAGUUGUAAAAAAGAAUUCAUCUUUUUCUAUUUCUUUCUUUAUGCUGAAACCCAGUUUUAGGAAUCUCUUGCACAUGACGACAGUUCUCCAAAUAGUUGAGCCAUUUUAAAGGGCUGUUUGUUUCAUCAUAAAGUUUGAUGUGUAUUGGAGCCUGAA
Messenger RNA from Ricinus communis (castor bean), 2024 nucleotides. RefSeq names its product patatin-like protein 5. Gene Ontology annotation, molecular function: glycerophospholipase activity; monoacylglycerol lipase activity. The transcript has 7 exons. The record is from RefSeq and is a predicted model, not a curated record. NCBI's taxonomy places the organism in Eukaryota, Viridiplantae, Streptophyta, Magnoliopsida, Malpighiales, Euphorbiaceae. Gene Ontology annotation, biological process: lipid metabolic process. Bases 484 to 1716 code for a protein of 410 amino acids.